Messenger RNA from Folsomia candida, 2865 nucleotides. Its product is annotated as m7GpppX diphosphatase. Gene Ontology annotation, cellular component: P-body; nucleus. Gene Ontology annotation, molecular function: hydrolase activity; RNA 7-methylguanosine cap binding. The transcript is spliced from 7 exons. The record is from RefSeq and is a predicted model, not a curated record. NCBI's taxonomy places the organism in Eukaryota, Metazoa, Arthropoda, Collembola, Entomobryomorpha, Isotomidae. Gene Ontology annotation, biological process: deadenylation-dependent decapping of nuclear-transcribed mRNA. The coding region runs from base 183 to 1235 and encodes 350 amino acids.
CGGCUGAACAGACUGCGGGGCAACUUCACAGUCGUCAAGAAGCACUCGUCCCGUCCUAAAGGCACCGGCGAAAAUCGAGGACAGAACAAUUACGACCAAGAAGAAGACCACAGUUUAUCACAACAAUACGACGAAGGACAAAACUAGGUCUCCCAGCAACUUGUGUUAUAAUAACUGAACUGAUGGAUCUUCCUGAAGAUUUGUCUCGCUCCGGCGCUGCAGCAGCUGCUAAACGCAAAGUGGAAGAAGACGCAAAUUCUGGACCAGCAACCAAGAGAAGUAGUAAUUCGUCGUCGGAAGGCGUGGAAAAUAACAUUACUGCUGUGACAGAUGAGAAGAAAUCCAUAGUUCAAACAACAUUUCAAACGCUUGAUGGAUUUAAAGUUGAUUCAAUUCUAAGUAAUAGUGCAGACUUCAAAAGGAUUGUUGUUGAAGGAACUGUUGGAGAUCAAAAGGCUGUAAUAAUUUUGGACAAAAAACCAUUUACAGAGGAUAUUUUAUCCGACUUGUUUUCUAAGAAGAGUGAAUUGGUCCAUACUUUUCAAAACGACAUAUACGGCAGCUACGAUUGCGUAUUGGAACCAAAGCUUUCAGCUGUAAAAACUACAAUUGUCCAUCCUGCCACCAAGCAGCACAUUGAUAAAUAUCGGAUUCAGCCCUUUUACUUGGUGCAAGAAACUCCAGAGAUUUACAAAAGUGUAACUCUCCCAUACUUGCAAUCGAGCUCUUUUGAUAUUCAGUGGGUGCAUAAUAUUCUUGCCCACAAAAAAGAGGCUGAUCGAAUCAUCUUUGAAGACCCUGACCCAAAAACUGGUUUUAUCUUGCUACCAGAUUUAAAGUGGGACGGAGAAACGAUCAACAACUUGUAUCUAGUUGCAAUUGUCCAUGAGAAAGGGAUAAAGUCGUUGCGUGAUUUAACUGCUGAACACAUUCCUCUACUACAGAAAGUUUUGACCGAAGGCUCUGAAGCCAUUCAAAAAAAAUACGGACUGACGAAAUCUCAAUUAAGAGUUUAUAUUCAUUAUCAGCCAUCGUAUUAUCAUCUGCACAUUCACUUUACAGCUCUUAGCUUCAACGCUCCAGGAAUAUCAACGGAAAAGUCACAUUUGGUGUCAACAGUUAUUGGAAACAUUGGUCUCAGUCCAACAUAUUAUCAGGACAGCACAUUACCAUUUACUGUCAAGAAAGGGGACGCCUUGUGCGAAAAAUUACUGGAAAAUGGAUACAAAUUUUAAUUUCUCAUUGGAAAGUUCAUUAAGUGACAUCAAACUUGAUGAACCAACUAGAGUCAAAAUACUUGCAGAAUACCUUCCUAGAUUAAGUUUAGUUAGUUUGUAUGUUACGCUCAAUAGAGCUGCUGGAGAUGAAGAAGGAACCAGUGUGAUAGAUCUUAAAAUUUUGGUAACCCAUGACUCAAUAAGUAUUCCAGUCUUAGACAUUUAUUCACUUCAGUUUUUUGGAAUCAAGUUUGUUCCGCAAAGGUCUCUCUUAAGGCCAACUUCGUCGAACAAGAAUGUUUUUUAUUUUAGAAUAAUUGCGAAUCCUCCUUUCGAAAGUUUGGGAUCCGCUGAAGCAGAACUUUUGCCAUCAUCGGAUGAGUUUGAUGAUGGAAUGUCCAUAAUGUUAAAGUAUUCAGCGAAUCAUUUUAUACCAUUAGAAAAUUGUCGUUAUGAUAUCACUUGUCAAUCAUGUGGAAAUUGUUUUGUACCAGAAGCCGUUUUUAAAACUAUUCGACAAAUGCCUGGACUUAAUUGGGAAGAGAAAGCGACAGAUCUCUGGUGUCAUCCGCCUGCCUGUACUGUCAAUAGUGAAUCCGCCGAUUUCAAGAAUUCUCAUACUCCUAAUCCUACUAGUAGAAAAACUGUUUUUGAAAUGCUUAGUUGUCCAGAGCUUCAUAGUUGUUAUUACUCCACCACUUUUUAUGCUAUUAGUUCAAAAAUUAUUCAAGGAGUCUCUACCGAGGUAAACGAUCCAGCACGUUGUUUCCAGUGUAAAAAUGAAAUUGGAUGUUGGUACUCUAAAGACUGCAUUCACUUAUGGGAUUAUGGUGUUAAAUGGAUGCCACAGAAUGUUCAUCCUACUCCCAAUGUUGCAGCCCAUUGUUCAAUUUUGCAGAAUGAAGCUCACUUAAAAUUACUUCAAAAUUUCAAGCGUUCAGUAUUUGCAUGCAUCUGUGAGUGGUCAUAUUCUUCAAUAUGUCAAUUUGUACUGAAAAGCUCGAUUGGAGAUGAUUCCAUUUUGUUGUGGAGUUCUGACAAGAAUCUAACCAUUUUCCAAACAGAGUUUUGUGUGAGAGGGACUACUGCAGAUUUAGUAUUAAAACCAGAGAAAGUAGCAAAGUUUUUGUUUCUUCAAAAACAGUCCGCCGAAAAUUCUACCUGUACUAAUAAUUCCACAAUGCUACCUGUCGGCAGCAGUUACCUGGAAGUUCUCACUAUUCCAGGCCGAGUAUUCCAAGCUGGUAUUAAAAAGUUAAUUGAAACAUCCGAAUUAUUUUUGGACACGGAGCAAAUUUUGAAAUGUGGGUUUUUGUCGUAUUCUGUAGAUUAACAUUAAGUAAUCUAUAGACAAAGUUCUUGUACUUAUUUUACCUUAUGAUUAGUGACGAGUUGUAUGAAAAAUGCAAAAUUAGUUGGGAAACUUGAUGUAUUUACUUUAGUGUGCAUCAUUAUUUAAAUGAAUGCGACAUUAUAAAACAGUAAAAGUUGUUGGUUACAUAUGUUUGUAUCUACAUGUCUAGUGCAUCGGUGUAGAACCCAUUAAAAUUAACUCUGAAAAAAAAUCAAAAAUUUAUUAUAAAAGUAAGUUAUAACUGUAUUAGAGUAAUUUUAAAAUUUUGAUAAAUAAAAAGCAUUUACCGAUAAA